Molecule: messenger RNA, 9388 nt
Organism: Cygnus olor (mute swan)
Lineage: Eukaryota; Metazoa; Chordata; Aves; Anseriformes; Anatidae
Gene: MIA3
Product: MIA SH3 domain ER export factor 3
Exons: 29
Coding region: 25-6162 (2045 amino acids)
Biological process (GO): vesicle cargo loading; protein secretion; endoplasmic reticulum to Golgi vesicle-mediated transport
Cellular component (GO): endoplasmic reticulum membrane; endoplasmic reticulum exit site
Molecular function (GO): protein binding
Source: RefSeq, a predicted model, not a curated record
CUCCGUCUCCGCCGCGGCGGGCGGAUGAGGGAGGGAGGGUCCGGGCCGGGCCCUCCCCCGCCACAUCGCCCUCCCGCCGGCGCUGCUGACGUGUCUGCUCCCUCCCUGCCGCCGGCCACCGCCAACAUGGCCGCAGCGCCGCCGCCGGACCCCCGGCUGCUCCUCGCCCUGCUGCUGCUGCCGCCCCUGCUGCCCCUGCCCGCGCCGCCGCCGUCGCUCUGCGCCGCCGCCGGGCCCGAGCUGGGCCGCCGCUUCGCCGAGCGCAAGCGCUGCGCCGACCCCGAGUGCAGCAUGUUAAUGUGCCGAGGGAAGGCAAUGAAGGAUUUUAAAGGUCCCGACUGCCGCUUUGUAAAUUUUAAGAAAGGAGAAGCAGUGUAUGUAUAUUACAAACUAAUAGGAAAAUCAACUGAGCUUUGGGCUGGAAGUGUUGGAAGUGAUUUUGGAUAUUUUCCAAAGGAUUUACUUGAAGUAAAUCAUAAUUAUACCAAUGAGGAGCUAGAGUUACCAACAGAUGAGACAGACUUUGUUUGCUUUGAUGGUGGAAGGGACGAUUUUGAUAAUUAUAAUGUGGAUGAACUUUUGAAGUCAUCGAAAGAGACAAUAGCAAAUGAGAGGGAAACUGAAUCAAGUGAUCCAAGGACAAAACCAGCUGAAGGAACGGAAAGGGAGGAGGAGGUUGAAAAGGUUCAUACAGUACAGUCCCUUGAUGCUUUGGAGGCAGACAAUGUUGAACUAAGCACAGAGAAGGACGAGGAAGCCCUCACCAUGACAGAGGAAUUAGAUAGUUUUCUUAUAGAAGGAACUGAAGGUACUAGGGUAGACUCCAGUGUCAGUAGUCAUGAAGAAAACUCUCAGGGAGAUCAAACUGCACAUGAGCACUUGCAAGGAACGCUAAAUGAGAGACUAAAAGGGCUAGAAAGUGAAAAUACCAAAAACACUAGUAUUGCUCAGGGUGAAACCAGUCAACUUGACAAAGAGAGUGAAGAAGUCGAUACCUAUACACUUUUAGACAGAGAGCUCUCUGUAAACUUGAAAACAAAAUUUGGCUCAACUGCUGAUGCUGUUGUAUCAGAUGAUGAAGUGACUCGCCUUGUUACAUCAUCGGAAGAUGAUUUUAAUGAAGAUUUGAGCAUUAAUGCUCACGAUUCAGAGAAGGAGUCAGACUUCGCAGAUCCGUCUGAAGAAGUCCCUUUGCUGUCAUUUAUGGCGGAAGAAGGGAGUAUAUCCCUAGGGGAUUCAGACGCUGAUGAAAACAAUGGCCUUGAGUCAAAAAAUCAUGAACUUGACGAAAAUGAAGGUGCUAUGGAGCUAAAUAACCAAAGAGAUGAUGAGGAAGAGCGUGAUUCAGAUGCACUAAUUAAGGAUGCCUUCACUAAGAGCGAGAAGUCAGGUGACAGUAUAAAUGUGGACAGGUUUGAAUCUGAGCAAACAAAGAAGAAACAGGAUGAGGUGAUGCUAAUUAGCAAGAGAGAAGCACCAGCAGCUCAACUUGAGGAUCUCUCCAGAGAGCUCCUUCGACAUGAACCUAUAGGUGCAAGAGAUCCAGGUUCAGAAGAAAAAGCAAACAAAACUGAAGAGUUUGAAGAGCAGCUUAUGGCUGAUGAAAUGGCAUCACAUACUAACGAGGUGCAAAGUACAACUGUGCCUGAUCCUCAUGCUUUACCUAGUCCACGAGAUGGUCUGAAGACCAAAUCAUUUGUUGAAAGCAAGCAAGAUGCUUUAGGUCUACCUGCUGGUGAUGUGAACAAAAGUCCAGAAAGUGUGCCACUUGCUGAAAUAGAGAAAGAUGAUAAAAAGUUUGAGGAUGACACCUUGGAAGAGAUCUCAGAAAGUGAUUUAAAGCACAAAAAGUUAUGGGAGAAAAUGAAGGAGAAAGGAAGAGAUCAGUAUAAGUCUUCUGCUGAUGUUCCAGCCAAACCAGUGGAACAGGUACAAAAUGGAUCUCAAAGUGACACAGGAGAUACUAAGCUUUUAAAAGACAAACCGGAGCAUGGAAUGCCUGCUGUGGAGAAAGAAAUUCUAAGACAUGAAGAAGAUUCAAAACAAAGAGGGGAGGCUGAUCAUGAAAAUCGAAAACUCACCUCUUUUAAAGAAGAACCUGAAAUAAAAGGGGGAAACGUGAAAGAAACCCCUGCAGGUGAGGGGGACCCAAGCCAUAGGGGAGCUGCUGAGCAACCUAUGCAAUGGGAAAAUGAAACUGAGUAUUCAGAGGCAGAUGUGAAAGAAGAGCUUUCAGGAAAUCUUGGCAAGAUGACAGAAUUUGAAAAAAGCAUUGAGAAAAGUUCCCCUGAAGAAAAAUCAAGAAGUACUACACAGAAUACUAAUAGAGCAAAUUUUACCCAGCAAGGAACUGCUCAUACUGAGGAUGAAGAUUCAAACAAAAAUCUUGGCACGAAUUUAGCUAGAGAAAGAAACCUAAGGCCAGAAUUGCAACCCAAAGAGACAGAUGCUGAAGAUGAAGCUGACUUGAAACAAAUGGAAGAAGAACUACUGGAAGAUGAGAAUGCUGCAAGUGCAAAGCUGUUGCAUGCAAGGGUUGCAAAUGUACAGGGUAAUACACUAGAUGUUGAAAGAAGAAACCCUGAAUUAAAAGUACCAAAUGAAGCUUUUUCAGGAACUGCAGAUCCUACUUAUGAAACAGGAGAGGAAACAAACUCGUUUUCUGAGGAGGCUGAAAAAAUAACAAACAUGCAAGAUGAACACGAGACUGGAAACAAAGAGUUUGAUGUACCAGCGGGCGAAGAUGCUAAACUGGAUGAGAUGGAACAUAUCGCAGAAGACGAUGAGGAGUCUUCUGAAGCUGAGGACCCAUUAGCCAUGGAAGAAUAUAAUUUCAAGUCUUCAGACAUGGAGGACAGCAAUGACUUUCACCAAAGGAAAGAUCAUCUCCCAGAGGACGUUUCACAGAGAGACUCAAAAGAGAUGCAAAAUAUAGAGGAUACAGGAAAUGACCACCAGCAGUCUGCACAUUUCCCCAGCCCUGCUGACAUUUCAGCAGCCACAAACGACACUGUAACAGAAUACAGUGAGUCUGUGAAGCGGCUCACAAUAAUUAGAGAUUUCCUUGAUGAAAAGCGUGUAAUACGUCUACAAAAGUAUCUUGGGCUCCAACAUGUGGUUAGGAUAGAAGCUAUGUUUUAUGACAUGAAGGUGGAGAUGGAACUUGCUCGGAAGGCAAGCAAUAAUAAUGAAGAUAUAGAAAAAGCGCUGGACCAGAUACUUGAGUUUUCAGAAUCAAACAUUAUGGAUGUUGUAGGAAAAGUUCUGGAUUCCAGGGUAGCAGAAAAUAAAGAGGAGGUGGUGAAAGAGAUGGAUUUGUAUGAUGAAGAGAGUGCACUUAUGGAUGAUAUUCAAGAAUUAAUGUAUUCUUUAAGAAGUAAAUAUUCGUCUGCUAGUGAGAGUGUCCCACUGGCAUCUUUUAUCGAACAGGAAGAUGAUCAGCUGAAUGCUCAAGAUACUGCAAAAGAGGCUGAAUAUGACACAGACGCUGUUAGGAAUCCAGAUGCCAUUGAUGAGAGCUAUCAGAAAUUUCAGCAGAUUGAAGAUAAGAGGCCAGUUCAGCCUAUUGAAGAGGAGGAGGAGAGGAGUGUUAAUGUUCCACCUGAGCUUGAAGAAGCUAGCUUUUCGGAUAAUAGAGAAGCCAAAGAAGCGUACAAUAGUGAAAGAAGAUUGCCACUGGCUGAUACUUCCUUUGGGUCAACUGAUUCAGAAGAGAGUGCCAGGGAAGAUAUUGCUGCAGCCCCCCACGGCGACGGCGGCGGCGCCUCAGGGGCAGCGCUGGGCGGGGCGGCGGCCGCUGCCCGCCGCCUGCUGCUGCAGUUGGUUGCUACCCUGCCUGAGGAUAUUCGUCCUGGGCCUGAUUUCCAUGGACUUCCAUGGGAGCCUAUUAUUAUCACUGCCUUAGUGGGAAUUGCCACGCUCGCUAUAAUUUUCUGGAGAACCUGCCUUUCAGUAAAGAGUAGAAUCUAUCAAGUGACUGAAAAACAACUCGCAGAAAAGAUUAAAAACCUUCUACAAGAAAAAACAGAAAUCCUAGACAAGAUGUCAGAAUAUGAUCAAAAGAUAAAGCAAGCAAAGGAAUCAGUGAAAGCAGCCCAAGAACAAAAAAAUAUUCUCUCCGAUGAAACUGCAGGGCUUAAGGACACUGUCAAAGGGCUGGAAGAAGCAAAUCGUAAACUGGAUGACAAAAUAAAAAGUCUGCACUCAAUGCUUGAAACAGAGAGAAAACAGAAUGAGAAGAAACAGAAAAAAAUCUCUGAAAGCCAGAAGUCCUUGGAAAAACUUGAAGAGGCUGUCAGUGUGCAUUCUGCUGAGCUUUCAGAGGUGCAGAUAGCCCUUAACGAAGCUAAAUUAAAUGAAGAAAAGGUGAAGUCAGAGCUCCAGCAUGUGCAGGAGGAGAAUGCUAGGCUGAAAAAGAGCAAGGAACAACUGCUAAAAGAAGCUGAAGGUUGGAGUGAGAGACAUACUGAGCUCAGUGAGCAGAUUAAACUGUAUCAAAAGUCUCAGAAGGACAUAGAAGAAGCACUUGCCUAUAAGGAAAAUGAAAUUGAGGUUUUAACUAACUGCAUUAUGCAGCUGAAGCAGCUUGACAUAGAUCCAGCAUCUGAGGCCAAGAAGGAUGGUGAAGGGCAUGAAUGGAGCAGAGGGGACGAUCUGGCCAACGGAGAGUUGCCAGAUAAUGAGAAUGAAAAGAUGAAGACUCAGAUUAAGCAGAUGAUGGACGUCUCCAGGGUAAAAACUAUGUUAUCCAUAGUUGAAGAAGACAGAAAUCUUCUGCAGUCCAAACUGAGUGAUGAAGUAACAGCAAGACAUGAGCUGGAAGAGCAAAUAAAAAAAUUAGAACACGACUCCUGUUCGCUGCAGUCAGCCAAAGCUCGACUGGAAAAUGAAUGUAAAACACUACAGCAGAAAGUAGAGAUUCUCGGUGAACUUUACCAGCAGAAAGAAAUGGCGCUCCAGAAAAAACUAACUCAAGAAGAAUAUGAGCGCCAGGAGAAGGAGCAGAAAUUGUCUGCUGCAGACGAAAAAGCCGUGCUGGCCAUUGAGGAAGUGAAAGUUUACAAGCAAAGGAUUCAAGAUAUGGAAGAAGAAUUGCAAAAAACAGAGAGAUCAUACAAAAACCAGAUUGCCGCUCAUGAGAAAAAAGCACACGACAAUUGGCUUAUUGCCCGCUCUGCUGAGAGAGCUCUGGCUGAAGAAAAAAGAGAAGCAGCCAACCUAAGGCAAAAAUUAAUAGAAGUAAACCAAAAAAUUGUUAUGCUUCAAAGACCAUUAAUUGUGAAGCCAACUCCAGGCAGACCCGAUCGCCAAGUCCCACCACGACGAGGGCCCUUAAGUAGAGAUGGUUCUUUUGGCCCAUCACCUGUGAGUGGAGGAAAUCCGUCACCCACACAAAUGAUAGAAGUUCCUGGUCGGCCCCUUUCUGCUCCUCGAAGGGAAGGCUCAAGAGGUGAAUUUGGUACAGUGGUAGAUGGCCCCUCUGUUCCACGAAGGCCACCAGAGAUCCCUGGAAGGAUGUCUGUUCCUGAUCUUGGGCCUGCUGUAGCAUCCCUGAUCAGUAGUGGGCCAAGAACCUCCUCCCCUUCCACACCAAUGGAUAGAGCGCAGUCCUCUCCCAAAGAGUCUGAAGCCCCCUGUGUAACUACUGAUUCACCUUCAUCUGUUGAACCACCUACAGCUAACGUUAGUCCCAAAGGCCCACCUUCUUUCCCUGGGACACCCAUCAUGACCUCUCCAGUGAUGGGACCUCCACCCCCACCGCCUGUUCGUUAUGGACCGCCGCCAGCUCCUCUGCGUGGACACUUUGGGCCCCGGCCUCUUCCUGUGCCCCUAGUUCGUGGUGCUCCCUUACCACCUCCAGCUGCAAGAGAUUUCUUACCUGGCCCCCCAUUAGGAAUGAGAGAUCUGCCUCCUGGCCCGCUACCACCCCCUCCAGAUCCCAGAGCAUAUGGACGUGGGCACCCUUCUUUCCGACCUCUAGGUCCUCCUGGCCCGAGAGAUUAUCCUCAAGGCCCACGGCUACCCCCGCCUGGCUCAAGGGACUAUACACCUUCUCCUAGCAGAGACUUGCCUCCGUCAGGACCUAGAGACUUCCCUGCAGGCCCUCCUCCACCACCAGCAGGCUCAAAGGACUACACACAGCCUCCAGCGCAGAAGCCCUAACUGCAGUGUCUGGUCAGCAGCUCAAUGGAAUGGACUCUAGCACACUUCCUGCGGUCAGGAUUUUAGGAAAUGGUUUUCUGUUUGAAGCCGUUUGUCUCAUUUCAGUAUAUUUCAGCUUUUGCAGGAUUAAUUUUUAUCCAGUUGCUGCAGACAUCUUAUGUGCAUUUAUGAUCACCUUAAACUCAUCCAUCCUCUUGGGCUGCAAGAACCUUUUUGUGAUGGACUUGAACCUACUCUAAACGUGCAAUAGAAAGGAAGUACCUGUGUGGCUAGUUCUAAUUAAAUGUAGCCUCUGUAACCAGUUGGUGAAUGAAUUAAUUUCAUGAAAAAUGUAAAUCAAAUCAUUUCCUGUGGAAAUAAUUUUUAAGUAAAAUGCUAUCUUACCUGCCUUCUCCAUCACAUCAUUCAGCUGCAGCUAUUCUAGUCCAGGAGUUUACAUGAGGACUGUGAGGUGUGGUUUUAGUUUUGUUUUUUUUUUUUUUGAAUAGAUGUCUGGUCAGAGAUCAGAAGCACAAAUGACACUGUAUUCAAAGGAAGGUUAUAAUAAAAAGCAAAAUUCCUUUUGCUAAACCGUGAAGGCUUUGUUUCAGUGCCAUUUUUUGUUCAGAAUGGAUGUUAUAACCAGAGAAUGCUAUGUUACUGAACCAGCCAUGACCAAGUUGAAGAACUGAGUCCAAGCUGAGUAACUGCAGAUGUUGCAAGAUUAAUGAUUGACUGAACGUUAUGCUGGACUAGUCUAGCAAAUUACUGCUUUGCUUCAUGCAUGAAGAUGGGGGGGGGAUAGAGACCUCCUCACCUGAAGGGCAGGCCAGAGCUGGAAACUUUGAACACCCUGAGCUCUUGAAUUCCAUGGUCAUGUGGUUAGUACAGAAAUACAGGUUAGGGCUCCAGCACUCUAGAAGUUAAGAAAUUGAAUAACCACUUUCUGCAUUCAAGAUUGCUAAAUGCUCCCAAGCCAAGGUUUGAGAGGUGAGUUUGCAUCUUAGUGGCAAGGAAGCUAAACUGUUCUUCAAUACUAAGUCUGCACUUCAUAAGAUUAUUCAUUUAUAUUGAAAAACCAAAAAACCUUAGGUUUGUACGUAAGUACUUAGGGAGGCUAAAAAAAAUAAAGGGAAGAGAAAACUAGGAAUAAUAAAAAUCUAGUGAAGGCCAUUACAGCUUUACUGCCAGAGUACAAGCAGCCAUUAAACUUGCCACGUAGGUGUUACAGUCUUACAGUACAAGUAUUAAACUUCAGAGUUAGAUGAAGGACAAGAUAGAACAUUACUAAAGCAUAAAAUAAUACAAGUGCUUGUGGAGGGGGAAGUAGUAGUCCUCUCAAUGAAAGACAGUUGACAGAAAAAAAUGUAAAGGAUAGAAGCAUAAAAAUGGUAUUUCACACUCGACAGACAUUAAUUCACAAUUAGUUAAAUACAAAGCUCUACUUGUGUAUUUAACAAAAAUACUUCAAAGUUGACAUUUCAUAUAACUGGCGAUAAUACAGACAUCUACAAGCUGGGGAAGAGUCAAGCAGCUGGAACAACAGGUUUGUAAUUUAAGUGAAAAUGUUCAAUUUGAACGGUGGCUAAUUACAUAUACAUGGAUGAAUAUUUGUAUUUGAAAGUCAGGUCCUCCAAGUUCAGAAUCUUCCCUUCCCCAACACCAAGCUUUGUGAUGCUGAACGUCUCUUCCCUUCCCCACCCUAGCUGGGAUUAACUUAAAGCUGGAAGGAACCAUCUUCUGGGAGCAACAGGAGGGCAGUGAGCGCGCUGUUAGUCACAGGCAGAACACGUAACUUGCUUCAGUGCUUUCACCAGGCAUUGACUGAUUCCCAAAAGCAAUGGUAGGAUGGUAGAGCAGGGGCAGAGCCACACAACUGUCACUUGCUGAGCAAGACAGCUUGUACAAGCUGCACAGAAGCUUGGUGCUACAGAUUCCUAGGUCAGAAAGAGACCUGAGCUAGCCAAGGGCUGUUGGCAACACAGCUAUUGCUCUAGCUUAGAUUUAUUUGCAGCUGUAGAAGUUAAACUAACGCUUUGCUCUAUCCUUUCGCAGAGUUUGAAGGAUGAACGAUUUUUUAUUUUUUUUUUUAAGAAUUUAGGGAUCCUCUUCUUGUAUGGUAUUCAAAAUGCUUCCUUCAGAGGUAUUUUUGUAACUCAUAGGGAUAUCUUUUCAGGACUUGAUAGUCUGAUACUGUCAACAUGUCAUACCACUGGAGUAGGCACUGCAAAGACCUGUAAACAGGAACAUUCAAUUGCUUGUUUUUAAAAAAAAAAACUCCAAUUAUUGGUAGAAUUUGGAAGAACCAUUGCUGGCUUUUGUCAUAUUAACGUAUUAGUUACUCAGCAAGGAAGAUUUAUCCCUAGUUAUGCCAUACAGAGGGAAGGUGCGAAGGCUAGGACAAAACAACAAACAAAAAAAAGAUUCAAAGGUGAGGACAAAACAAAAACAAAGCUGUUCAAAACAGCUUUUUGUCCUCAUCAGUAUGGUAAAGCAAAGUGUUGAAUGCCUGUCUACAGGCAGACAACUCUCAUGACAAAAAUAACAUCCUUUCCAUUUAAAGCACACUGCGACAUCUGGGGGGGCUACAUGACAGGAAAAAAAAAAGAGACUAGUGAUAGAUCUGCAUCCAGACUGUUUAAAAUAAACUUAAUAUUUGACACUAGUUUGGGUGCUGGGUCUUUUGUUAGCAUAGCAGAGUAUUUAGGCACUAGUUAGAUAUGCAAGAAAUACAUCAAACCUUACAGUAUUGUAUUAAAUAUAUGAAAGAUUUGACUGGGUUCUACUUCUGUCCCUUUAUUAGGUCAAAAAGUGAAUGCAAGUGUGUUAUAAUAAGCCCAUGUCCUGCAGCUUAUUAUACACUGAAUCAAAAAUACAGAAAAUGAUAAUCCUAUCUACUUACAUAAAAAGGUCAUUUUUGGAGUAAGUUUCCAGACUCGCACAAAAUAUGCAGAAAACUGCAUACAAUCAGUUUCCAGAAGAACAGCAGUUUCUUGUAAAAGGUGGGCCAACCUGCUAGCCAGAUCUACUGUAUCAAAAGCUCUGGAAAAUUGAUCCUGUUGAACACUGAGGGGCCUGUCCUAUCACUGAAAUGGUGAAAUACCCACCACCGUGAGGAUGAAGCCCUGAAGGAAGCCUCUCUCCUUUCCCACCCAUCUUUGCAAAUCAUUCUGUGAGGAGAUACACAAAAAUUAGUUCUGUUAGGGAGUAAUUGUGAUUUAAAGGACUGACCUAUAUAUAUUGUAUC